AAAUUUAGUUUUUAGAGUGAACUAAACAAGGCCUAAGCAAGGCCUUUUACAAGACCACGUUACAUUCGGGUCCAUCUUGCACAGUGGCCCACCCAUUCGGGCGGUCAGGAGCGCACUACUUCCACACGCCUUUCCUCCUCUGCCGGCGAGUCACCACCGACGGCUAGCCAUGUCCGCCUCCGCCGAGCCCACCUCUCCGCCUCAACCGACGGCGCAGGUCCGCGGGAGCCUCAUCCCGGCGCUUCCAGACGACUUGGCCGUUCACUGCAUCGCGCUCCUCCCGCGCGCUGCGCACCCAUCCCUGGCCCUCGUCUCCCGCGCGUUCCACGCCCUCCUGUGCCGCCACCCGGAGCCCCUCCUCGCCGCGCGCCGCGCACUCCGCCGCUCCGAACCCCACGUCCUCCUCUCCCUCCGCCCACCCUCCUCCGCGUCCCCUCUCUUCUUCCUCCUGCUCCCGCACCCCGGGUGGCCCCCUCUCCCGCUCCCCUCCCCUCCAGUCCCCGUCUCGUCCUCCGCGUCCGCCGCCACCGACGGCACCCGGCUCUUCCUCGUCGGUGGAUCCGUGUCCGCAGUCCCCGCUGCGUCCGUGCAGAUACUGGAUCCCCGGGCCAGAUCCUGGUCCGUCGGCCCGCGCCUGUCCUCUACGCGGGAGUUCGCCGCGGCCGUCGCGCACUCCGGGGCGCUGUUCGUCGCCGGCGGCUGCGUCCCCUCGUCCCCCUUCUGGGCGGAGGCUCUCGACCUCUCCACCCCGAACGCGAAGUGGAGACCUGUCGCCAGCCCGGCCCACCUCCGCGAGAAGUGGAUGCACGGCUGCGCGUCACUCGCCGGGAAGGUCCUUGCGGUGGCGGACCGUGGUGGGUUGGCAUACGAUCCUGCGGCGCCACCUGCGGAGGCGUGGGCGCCGGUGUCGCCGGUGCUUGACAUGGGAUGGAAGGGCCGAGCUGCGGUGGUUGAAGGAAUCCUCUACUCUUACGAUUACCUGGGGCAGGUCAAGGGCUAUGAUCCGGACACUGAUUCGUGGAGCACGGUGGAGGGGUUGGAGAGGGAGCUACCGAAGUUCUUGUGCGGCGCCACCCUUGCCAAUGUUGGAGGAUUGCUCUACUUGGUUUGGGAAGGAAAGUGGAAAGGGAAAGGAAAAGGUAAGGGGGAAGUGAGGAGCAUGGUGGUGAUCGAAUGGGCUAGCAUUCAGAUUACAAGGGUUGAUGAGGGACGGCUAAGAGGAAAGCUGGUCUCUAGGGACACUGUUCUGUUCCCAGAUGUGCCAAGAGGUUCAACGAUCACACAUUGCAUUGCAUUGGAGUUGUGAUGCAGUAGUGCAGUUGCAGGGAUAUUGCCGUGGUGGUGUCACCUGUGAUUAAUGCUUCUACUAGAGGGAUUUCAUAAAGUUGAUCCAGAUAGAAUGGAAUGGGCCAAUGAAGGUUCUGUUAAGGGCUAAAAACAUCUUCUGAAGAUCAUCAAGAGAAAGAAGAAAUCCUCUCAGGAUGCACAUAGUGAUCUGCAGCCGGCCUCUGGCAAAACUGCACCUGGCACUGAGGCCUUGUUUAGUUUCCAAAAAAUUUUGCAAAAUUUUUCAGAUUCCCCGUCACAUCGAAUCUUUAGACACAUGCAUGAAGUAUUAAAUAUAGAUAAAAAUAAAAACUAAUUCCACAGUUUGGUCGAAAUUGACGAGACGAAUCUUUUGAACGUAGUUAGGCCAUGAUUGGACAAUAUUUGUCAAAUACAAACGAAAGAGCUACAGUGUCGAUUUUGCAAAAUAUUUUGGAACUAAACAAGGCCUGAGAAUACUGAGAUAGGAAAAUAUGGAGGCCUUGAAGAAGAGGUUGAGAGUUGGGACACUUAAGAGGGACAAGGCCCUUUUAAUGCAGGACUGUCAGAUGGAAUCACAACAGAACUGGAAAAGUCCUCAAUGUGGACCGUACUAAUUGACAUUUGUGACGAACGGAAUCCUGAGACUGGCCAGGUUAGCCACCAUUGGGAACCUGAAGACCAUCGGGAUUGCUCGGAAUCCAGUAUAUUGAUUAAUACUAAAAAAAAAAUACAGUAACACAUGUUGGCUAUACAGGAUUUUGCUUUCCUUGUUAGCUCGUUUAAGGCAAUAGGACAGUUUUUUUUUCUGUCCCAGGUCUCGUUGUCCUAGUCUCCUAGCACACCCCAUAACACAAGGUAACAUUGACCAUGUUGUGUAUUUGUGAGAGGGAAAGAAAAACAGCUUUACCCAUAAAACUUUUCUAGGAAUAAGUGUGUGGCCAAAAAAAAACUCACUGUACCAAAACAGGCUCUCUCUUGUAAGUCUUUUUGAACAAUAACACGGUCUUAGAAAGCA
Sorghum bicolor (sorghum) is the source of this 2323-nucleotide messenger RNA. RefSeq names its product F-box/kelch-repeat protein SKIP6. Bases 170 to 1306 code for a protein of 378 amino acids. NCBI's taxonomy places the organism in Eukaryota, Viridiplantae, Streptophyta, Magnoliopsida, Poales, Poaceae. Gene Ontology annotation, molecular function: protein binding. The transcript is spliced from 3 exons. The record is from RefSeq and is a predicted model, not a curated record.